This is a messenger RNA of Ctenocephalides felis (cat flea), 432 nucleotides long. RefSeq names its product E3 ubiquitin-protein ligase siah-1-like. Gene Ontology annotation, molecular function: ubiquitin conjugating enzyme binding; zinc ion binding; ubiquitin protein ligase activity. Bases 1 to 432 code for a protein of 143 amino acids. Gene Ontology annotation, cellular component: cytoplasm. The transcript has a single exon. Lineage: Eukaryota; Metazoa; Arthropoda; Insecta; Siphonaptera; Pulicidae. Gene Ontology annotation, biological process: proteasome-mediated ubiquitin-dependent protein catabolic process; multicellular organism development. The record is from RefSeq and is a predicted model, not a curated record.
AUGGAUAAGCUGGUUGCAUUAAAAACCCCUUCGCUAAUUGCUCCUAAUUUAUUGUCUAAUUUCGAGUGUCCAAUAUGUAACGAACUAUUUUAUGGAACUGUGCAAAUUUGCGUGAAGGGACACAGUGUUUGUGAGUCUUGUAUUAAACAAUUGGAAAGAUGUCCUAUGUGCGGUAUGUUCUACAAAGGAGGACGAAAUUACAGUUUGGAACAACUGCUGCGCUACAUGAAACUACCUUGCAUGUAUAAUCAUAAUGGUUGUACAAAAUAUUUAGCAACAGUAAAUUUCAAGGAUCAUGUAAAAGUCUGUGCCUACAGGGAUAGAAAAUGUUUUGCUGCAUUCGAUCAGAACGAAGACUGCCAGUGGACCGGAACAAUAGGAAAUAUGGUCAAACAUUUCCAAAAUGAUCAAAGAAUUAGUCAUAGAAAAUAA